Messenger RNA from Onychomys torridus (southern grasshopper mouse), 1581 nucleotides. It is a transcript of the gene Nudt9, whose product is annotated as nudix hydrolase 9. The record is from RefSeq and is a predicted model, not a curated record. The transcript is spliced from 10 exons. Bases 422 to 1324 code for a protein of 300 amino acids. Gene Ontology annotation, molecular function: ADP-ribose diphosphatase activity. Gene Ontology annotation, cellular component: mitochondrion. Lineage: Eukaryota; Metazoa; Chordata; Mammalia; Rodentia; Cricetidae.
CGGUCCUUAGGCUGCCGAGGCAUCCCCGCGUCCAGGGGAGGUCACAGGUGUGCGUGGAAACCUGGCUUUUUAGAUGCCAUGCGUCCUGGGACCCGAAGGCCUGACCUCUAGUACUCAGUGAUCGGAUAGUGGAAGCGCUGUCUCUCCAGCUCCACCAUUUUUCUUACGGAAUUCAAUUUCCUUAGGAAAAGGAUUCAUAACUUGGAUUUGCAAAUCUUUAGCAGCUGAAGAAAGCAUGUCAUCAGAUAGGAAAAUAAUGAAAACCCACCAGUUUUAUUGGUUUGUGAGGCAGUCUGCUGAGCAGCCUGGCUGGCUUUGACCAGGUGGCCUUCCUAGCUGUCUCCACUGCUCGGGAAUUGUACUUGUACUUUGCACAAAAAACUCAUUUCCAUCCUGUGGAUUUCACCUUAACGCCAACAUCAUGUCUGGUUCUAAUGGUGCCAAAGACAAUUCCCACAACAAGGCUCGGACAUCUCCUUACCCAGGUUCAAAAGUUGAACGGAGUCAGGUUCCUAAUGAGAAGGUGGGCUGGCUUGUUGAGUGGCAAGACUAUAACCCGGUGGAGUACACUGCAGUCUCUGUCUUGGCUGGCCCUAGGUGGGCGGAUCCUCAGAUCAGUGAAGGCAACUUUUCUCCCAAAUUCAAUGAAAAGGAUGGGCACGUGGAGAGAAAGAGCCAGAAUGGCCUGUACGAGAUCGAGAAUGGAAGACCCAGAAAUCCUGCAGGAAGGACAGGACUGGUUGGCAGGGGUCUUUUGGGGAGAUGGGGCCCAAAUCAUGCUGCAGACCCCAUUAUAACCAGGUGGAAAAGGGAUGGCAGCGGUAAUAAAAUCACACAUCCUGUCUCCGGGAAAUGCAUCUUGCAGUUUGUUGCAAUAAAAAGGAAAGACUGUGGAGAGUGGGCAAUCCCGGGGGGGAUGGUGGACCCCGGGGAGAAGAUCAGUGCCACACUGAAGAGGGAGUUUGGUGAGGAAGCCCUGAACUCCUUACAGAAGUCCAGCGCUGAGAAGAGAGAGAUUGAGGAGAAGCUGCACACACUCUUCAGCCAGGAGCAUCUCGUGAUAUAUAAGGGGUAUGUUGACGAUCCUCGGAACACUGAUAAUGCAUGGAUGGAGACCGAGGCUGUGAACUACCACGAUGAGACAGGGGAUACCAUGGACAGCCUCACCCUGGAGGCCGGGGACGAUGCCGGGAAGGUGAAAUGGGUUGACAUCAGCGAUCAGCUCAAGCUUUAUGCCAGCCACUCUCAGUUCAUCAAACUCGUGGCAGAGAAAAGGGAUGCGCACUGGAGUGAGGACCCUGCUGCUGACAACCAUGGGCUGUAGCUCAUCCGUCCGGUAAGCCAGAGACCAUCUGGGAGUGCUGCAGCCGGCAGGGACACAGAACUGACUCCACAGAGGACGCUUGGGAAGGUCUGCAACCAGGUAAAAUGAGCAAGUAUGGUGAAGAACACUGAACUUUCAGCUUUCUCAAAGGAUUAGAGAUCGCCAGAUUUUGUAUGUACUUAAGCAUGGCUGAACAAAAUUUAAAUAACGAGUGGUCUUUAGAGAAUUGUAGUUACAAUAAAAAUUUAAAAACCCAA